Saxophila tyrrhenica is the source of this 1833-nucleotide messenger RNA. RefSeq lists its product as uncharacterized. The transcript has 2 exons. Gene Ontology annotation, molecular function: phosphatase activity. The coding region runs from base 1 to 1833 and encodes 610 amino acids. The record is from RefSeq and is a predicted model, not a curated record. Gene Ontology annotation, biological process: dephosphorylation. Lineage: Eukaryota; Fungi; Ascomycota; Dothideomycetes; Mycosphaerellales; Extremaceae.
AUGCUCCACUCCAUACUCCCCCUCCUCACUUUCCUCCUCCCCACCGUCACCGCCCAAUCCGACGCCCGCUACACCGUCUGGGCCAGCGUCAUCUUCUCCCGCACCGGCGAACGCACACCUGAAGUCCUAGGCUCCGAACCGGUCACUCUCACCUCAGUGGGCGCCCGCCAGCAAGAACUCAAUGGCCACUUCUUCCGCCAGCGCUACUUCGAGUCCUUCAACAAUUUCAGCACGGACAAUGGCGUGGGCAUCGCUCCUCUGCCGGGCAUGAACCCGCAGAUACCGGAUGUGCAGAAGUUGUACGUACAAGCGCUGGAUGAGCAGAGUUCGGUGGCGAGUGCGCAGGCCUUCUUGCAGGGGCUGUAUCCGCCGGUGAGCUUUAGCGGGAAUGCGAGUGAGGUGCAGGCGAUGGUGGAUCCGAGUGGGAGGGUGGCUAAUGGGUCUUAUGUGGACCCUCCGCUAGGCGGUUACAGAUAUGCUCAGGUACACACUUCUGGCCAGUACGACCCGGAGUUUGUGUACGUGGGAGGGAGCUUGCAAUGCCCGGCGUUCGUGGAACAGGUGGAGGAGUACAUCGCUACGCCAGACUUCGCAGACGUGCAAGCUGCAACUUUGCCCGUCUAUCAGAAGAUUGGUCCAGCCUUCCUGGGCGGUGUACUAUCCGAAGACAAAUGGGGCUUCGUCAACGCAUACGCCAUCUACGACUACCUCAGCUACCAAAACGCGCACAACACCACCGCCAGCGACCUCUUCGCCAGCGACGAGUACACCGACCCAGACACCGGCGCCAGCUACAUCGACACCCUGCGCUCCUACGCCAACCAACAGCAAUACGCAUGGUUCGGCAAUCUCUACGCCGAGAACCCGAUAACCGGCACUGGCUUCGAGAACGACGUCAAAGGCAGCAUCUCGACCAUCGCCGGCAAUACGCUCGCCGCCAAAAUGCUUAACCAGCUGCAGACUGCCAUCAUCUACGGCGGGGAAUACUACCAACUCAGCCUCCUGUUCGGCGACUAUGAGCCCCUACUCUCGCUGUUCGCGCUCACCAGCCUGCCAUCCCUUGACUCCGACUUCUACGGCAUCCCGGAUUUCGGGUCUGUAGCUGUCUUCGAGCUCUUUUCUAUCGUCGAACCAGGCACGGUCGAGUUUCCAGACGUAGAAGAUCUCUGGGUCCGGUUUUACUUCCGCAACGGCACGGAUAUCAAUCAGCCAUACCGGGCGUACUCCUUAUUCAACUACGGACCGGAUACGAUGGAGCUAAAGUGGACGGACUUCCAAGAAGAGAUGCUGAAGAUUGUAGUGGGAGAUAUCGGACAAUGGUGCCAACAAUGCGGCGCUAGUUACUCCGGCUCCGACCGCAUCUUCUGCUCCUACUGGAACGCCUCCGACUCCCUCGACGCCGUAUCCACCUCAAGCUCCUCCGGCUCCAGCGGCCUGAGCCCAGCCGUCUCCGGCGUCAUCGGCGCCAUCAUCGCCCUCGUCAUCGCCGGCCUGAUCUUCGCCCUCCUCAUGCUGCUGGCGGGCGUGCGCUUCCACCGCGUCAAGAGCCAUAAGUCUGAACUCGGCGGGUUUAAGGGGAGUCAGAAACUCGCUUCGGAUAAGGAUCUGACGCUGCCGAAGGGGGGAGCGGUUGUGGGUGCGACCGUGGUGGAGACGCCGGGGAGUCCGGUGGUGGGGGGCCAUGAGAGGGUGGGGAGUUGGGAGUUGAAGGGCGGUGGGAUGCCGAAUAUUGCGGAGCCGCGGCCGGCGAGUGUGAGGAGGGCGAGUUGGGAGGACGAUGAUGUUGGGGAGGGGCCUUUUAGGGACCCGGUGAAGGCGGAUGAGAGGGUGUAG